Molecule: messenger RNA, 1554 nt
Organism: Chaetura pelagica (chimney swift)
Lineage: Eukaryota; Metazoa; Chordata; Aves; Apodiformes; Apodidae
Gene: EMB
Product: embigin
Exons: 13
Coding region: 1-1554 (517 amino acids)
Source: RefSeq, a predicted model, not a curated record
AUGGAGUAUAUUAUUAUGGUGACAAGCUCUGAUGAGGAGCUGAGAAGGAAUCCUGCAAAGGUGUUCAUCAUGUCUUCAGACUGCUUUGAUACUCUAUUCAAGGUGACUUGCCUCGCCGGCCCUUUCCAAGGUCGCAGCGCGGGGCACCCGCUGCGGGGCCAACCUGAGACCCCUGCCCCGGUGCUCGUUUAUCCCAAAAAGCGUUCGGGUUUCUCGUUGGCUUGCUGGACAGCAGGGACUGCUCCUUGCUGUCCUCCAGCGAUGGGUACCGCGGGGGUUGGCGCUGCCACCCCACCUGUUGGUGCAGGUAUCAUAGAGCAGUACAUGAUAAUGGAAGGAAAUAUCAGAUUGCUAAUGUUUGCUAUGCAAGAUGUAAUUGUUGGACCGUGUCUUGCCAAGACCAAAAAUUCUGCCAAUAUUUGUAUGGGGACAUUAUUGCUGUGGCUUGAUUUAACUAUUGGUGGUUUAGCUGCGUUUUCAGUACAGGAUAUUUUGAAGUUUCUUUGGACACUCCUAUUUUUAGAUCCAACUAUGACAACACAAGAUACCAGUCAGUCUCAGGCCAGCUCCUGGACGAAAAUGCAAGUUGGACCUAAUGAAUCAUCUCCUGAGCCCAUGACAGCUACACCAUCUGUCAGCUGGCAAACUCAGGGGAGCCCUUCAACUCAUUUGACACUUGGACAUACUGUAUCUACACCUGGUCCAGAUUUUACCACACAAGAUUUCAAGCAGACAACCGAAGAGGACAUGUCUAAUCUCACUUUUGUCAAGUACGAGAUACUCCUACCCGGUGCUGCAGGUAAUUUCAUGGAAAAAAAUAUCACUUUGGAAAAUGCAACUAGAAUCGAACUUUCCUGCAGGUUGGACAAUAAAUAUUCUCAUUUGAAAAGUCUGCAAGUGACUUGGAAGAGGGGAAAGGAAACAAUCAGACACAUCAAUAAAACUAAAAACAGCUGGAGCAUCCAGUUGAAGAUCUCGGAUAACAGUAAGCUGGGGAAUUACAGUUGCACACUGAAAGGUGAAGAAGAAAUUGGUGCUAUGUUUCGUUUACAAGUACCAAAAAUUGAUGGAAAAGAAAAACCCCUAAUCAGUUAUGAAGGAGAUACAGCUGUCAUGAUCUGUACAAGUGGCUAUACUCCUAUAUCUUGGACUUGGUAUAUGAACAAUGGAAGUGAACAGAUUGCCAUUAAGGACUCCUUGCUGGCUGACAAGUAUGUAAUUAAUACAAUAUCUGCUAACAUAACACAUCUGAAGAUACUGAAGGUCACCAAGGAAGAUGAUGGUGUAUAUUGGUGUGAAGCUGCAUUUGAACUAGGGAAAAGUAAAGGAAAGCUGAAGCUUAAAGUUCUGUCCUACAUGGUGCCUCUCAAACCCUUUCUUGCAAUUAUGGCCGAAGUUGUUAUUUUACUAACCAUAGUUUUCCUCUAUGAGAUGUAUUCAAAAAAGAAAGAGAAACGUGCAGAAGAUGAAAAAGAAUUUGAUCAAAUUGAGCAACUUAAAUCAGAAGAAAGCAAUGGUCUGGAAAACAGUAGCACUAGGCACAGAAGAAUUUAG